Molecule: messenger RNA, 1562 nt
Organism: Pygocentrus nattereri (red-bellied piranha)
Lineage: Eukaryota; Metazoa; Chordata; Actinopteri; Characiformes; Serrasalmidae
Gene: ptger1c
Product: prostaglandin E receptor 1c (subtype EP1)
Exons: 5
Coding region: 205-1341 (378 amino acids)
Biological process (GO): positive regulation of cytosolic calcium ion concentration; adenylate cyclase-activating G protein-coupled receptor signaling pathway; inflammatory response
Cellular component (GO): plasma membrane
Molecular function (GO): thromboxane receptor activity; prostaglandin E receptor activity
Source: RefSeq, a predicted model, not a curated record
CAUCCCCUUCUUCACAGGAUGUCAAGCCUCCACUGGUCUCUUUCUCUUGCUGGGCUCUGCCACCUAAUGAGAAAAGAGAUGGCUAUAAGUAGGCUGGCAGAAACAAGUGACAGAACUAGACUGGUCAACUAGCCAACAAAGAUAUUCCAGAUGAUGCACGCUUGACCUGCCAUCUUCCUAUACCCCCAUCUCCUGCAACUCAUCAUGGAUAUUGUGUUCACCUCCUCUGUUCCCACUGUGUGUCAGUACUCUGCAGACUUGAACAUAUCCUUUCCCUUUCCCCAUGAUCCAAGUCUAAACUCUACAGCUUCUUCUCCUCUCAGCCCACCAAGCUAUGCAAUAUCUUACUUUACCAUGACCCUUGGAGCCCUCUCAAACUUAACAGCGCUAGUCAUCCUUUCCAAAUCAUACACUCGCUUCCACCGCCGAGCUAAAACACCUUUUUUGUUAUUAGCAGUGGCUCUGCUCCUGACUGACCUGGCCGGUCAUUUGCUUACAGGGUCUUUUGGUCUGUACCUGCAUCUGGGAAGGGUUAGAAGGCAAAGGGCCACAGCCAGAGCCAUUGACCCCCCACAAGCCUUCUGCAAAAUGUUUGGAGCCUUUAUGGUAUUCUUCGGUCUGACUCCUUUGCUCCUGGGGUGUGCCAUGGCAGUGGAACGUUGCAGGGGCAUCACCCAGUCCCUUCAGCACUCUGCCGUUGUCACCACAGCUCAUGUGCGGCUUUGCUUACUCCUGCUCUUCACCGUGGCCUGUACCUUUGCAGCACUCCCCCUCCUGGGCGUGGGCAGCUACAAACUCCAGUUUCCUGGCACCUGGUGUUUCCUCCCUGUGCGGGGUUCACUCUCCACUGCGGAUGUGAGUUUAGCCUUGGCUUUCUCAGGCUUGGGCCUGGUCGCGCUGGCAGUCUCUGUAUUUUGUAAUACUGUGAGUGGGCUGACAUUGCUGCAGGCCAGGUGUAGCAACCAAGAUCUAAAGCAGACUACUUCCAGGAGACAUAGAUCAUCCUCUCCUCUUCAGUCACUGGACAUGGAGAUGAUGGCGCAGCUUGCGGUUAUAAAUGUGGUGUCCUGUGUCUGCUGGAGUCCCUUUCUUAUUUACAUUACCAUAUCAGUGAGACAGUUCUUCAAAGGCCAUUUCAGAUCAGAUGAGGAGUAUGACAAGCCACUACUGCUGGCCUUGAGGAUGGCCUCCUGGAACCAGAUCCUGGACCCAUGGGUCUACAUCCUCCUGAGGCGGGCUGUGCUGUGCCGAGUGUGCAGUCUGCUCCAGCCCAAAAGAGCUAUUUUAAGCCAGAACAACUCCUGCAUAGGCUUGGAAAGACAGGAAAUCCGGCUACACUGACAUCUGUGCUCACAAAGUAGAGCAAAAGACAGUCAAUAGUAAGAAGGCACCAUUAACAUGUCUGAAAUGUAUAUUAAAUCAGCCAUAGGAAUCAUAGAAUGUAUGCAGUGGAGCCCAACCCCCUACAGAGUUUACUUUGAACCUGGAGUUGACCCUUACAACUGGAUGCCCAGAAAACCUUGAAUACGAUGUGAUAGGAAUAAAGCCUCAGAUUCAGAGAA